This is a messenger RNA of Puccinia graminis f. sp. tritici CRL 75-36-700-3, 826 nucleotides long. RefSeq lists its product as hypothetical. Lineage: Eukaryota; Fungi; Basidiomycota; Pucciniomycetes; Pucciniales; Pucciniaceae. The transcript is spliced from 2 exons. The record is from RefSeq and is a predicted model, not a curated record. Bases 52 to 669 code for a protein of 205 amino acids.
UUCUCCACAUGGACGAAAUCAGCUCAAAGAUAAUAUCAAUAGUCUCUUGAUAUGUUGAACGCGAUAUUUGAUGUAGAUAGUCAAGCUGAUUACUAUUCCUCUAUUGACGUUGGGGUCCGGCAGGAUUCACAGACAGAUUGGUUCAAAGGGUAUGGAUUCCUCCACUUCCAACCGGCAUCGAUCAGGACUCAGGAUCUCAAACAACAGCCCACAUAUGACUACCCGAAGAGAUUACUAGGAGGAAUGAGGCAUCAAACUCAAAGACAGGAACCGGAUGAACUGGAGCGAUUUGCGAUGAUCAGACAUAAUCCAGUCCAAGAGAUUCGGAUCUUAAGUUCCCCACAGUUGGAGUCGACCUCCGACCAGAUCCAGCUGGCAAGUUUUGCCGACUCGGCUUAUCAUCAUCAGCGACAAAACCUGGUCUUCAACUCUGGCGAUCGUUCUACUGGCAGUCUUACACCAAGCAAGCUUGCUCCGAAUCCCACCUCGAUCAAAUGUGUUGUGGAAUUCUCCCAAUCUUAUGCCAACUCGACCGGCAUCCAAUCUCGGCCGAUGCACCAAGCACAUCGACAUCAGCUAACCCCGGAACAAUUUGUUCUGUUUAAUAGAGCCUUUCAUGCCUUUGGUGGUUUCAAUGAUUCUCUCAAAUACAAACGACCACCCCCAUAAAAGGAAAUGGAUUUCAAAUAACAUUUUCUUUCAAUUACCAACGAGCAAAGCAAUUAUUAUGAGUAGAGAUCAAUUGAGUUCAGUAACAAACAAAAUGAGAAAUGAAGUCAAUGGAAGGUAAAGGGAUUUAAGGGCCUGUACCAUAUGGCAUGAAAAU